AAGAGAGGAACUGGGAGGUCAGGGGACUGGCUUCUGCCUGUGACCCAGCUAGUUACCUUUUUCACAAAGCAAGCAGAGAAAGCUACCUGCUGAUGCAUUUAAUUAGCCCGUUCUUUCCCUCUGGUAAUUCAGUGAGAAACUCAGGUUUUCCCAGUGAGAAACUGUUUGCUAAACUUUCUAGAUUUUUAUUGGCUUAACUUUUAGCAUCUUCUGAAACUUUCAAUUUUUUCUUUUUUUAAAUUUUAUUUUAUUUUCAUGACUUUAACAAAUUAAUGUCCAGCUUCUCCUAAUUUGAAACUGUAUCUUUUGUGCAUCUGAUGAAAUAAAAGACUUGGGCAGCUGCUUGCUUACCACCAACCCCUCUUCUGCCCAGGCGUUGAUGUCUGCCCUCCCACACUAAUGGGUAUAUGGGCAUCACUACCACCUGGUUUAAAUAUCUACCUUUUAUUAUAAGACUAGAUUUUCCUGGUCAUCCAUUCUUCAGAUAUAUAAAGAAUAUCAGUGUCAAUUUCAACCCAGAGUCAGAACUGUCUCUGCUUUUAUCUUGUGUUGCAGAUCUGAGAUUAGAGUUCAGUAAAUGUAAACGUAAUUCUAUGGAGGAUAAUAGCUUAACAUCAGCCUUUAAUAGAGUGGUGAUGUUAAUGAAACAAUAUGAUGCAGUUAAAUUGGUUUCAUAUGCAGGAACAAAAAGAGUUGAAAACUCCAAAUGGUAAUAGAAGUCUUGCAAGAGGGCAGAGACUGGCUGCCCUCUAAUUAGUAAGUGGUAGGGAUGGCUUCUUCUUUUUUAAAGUAAAAGGUGCAAAACUUAUAUACUCUAAGGAGAAACUAGAGUAUCAUGACUUUUUAAAUUAAUAAACGAUCAGUGGCUUUUUAGAAAAGUUAUCCAAAGGGAAAUCAUCAUGUACUAUUGAGUCUACACCAUGCUUCCUGUUAGGUACUGUCUUAGUCAGGGUUUCUAUUCCUGCACAAACAUCAGGACCAAGAAGCAGUUGGGGAGGAAACGGUUUAUUCAUCUUACACUUCCAUACUUUGUUCAUCACCAAAGGAAGUCAGGACUGGAACUCAAGCAGGUCAGGAAGCAGGAGCUGAUGCAGAGGCCAUAGAGGGAUGUUCUUUACUGUCUUGCUUCCCCUGGCUUGCUCAGCCUGCUCUCUUAUAGAACCAAGACUACCAGCCCAGAGAUGGUCCCACCCACAAGGGGCCUUUCCCCCUUGAUCACUAAUUGAGAAACUGCCUUACAGCUGGAUCUCAUGAAGGCAUUUCCUCAACUGAAGCUCCUUUCUCUGUGAUAACUUCAGCUGUGUCAAGUUGACACAAAACUAGCCAGUACAGGUACUGAAAAAGAAAAGAUAAAGCAGGGCUGUAACUCAGUUGAUAAAGUGCUUGCCUACUGUAUAUGAAAUGCUAAGUUAGACACCCAGCACCCAGUGAUUGUAUGCCUGUAAGCCCAGCACUUGAGAGGUAAAGGACAGGAAGUUCAGAGGUUCAGGAUCACCCUCUAGUAUACAGCAAGUUGGAGGCAAGCCUGGGCUACAUAACAUCAUAUCUCAAGGAAAAAAAAGUAAAGAAAGAUGGAAAGAAGAGAAGAAGCAAGAAAAUAAGAGUCAGAAUUAAGCAUAUUCUAAUGCAAGUUUCAAUUCAUUUAAAGAAGCUCAAAGAUAAGAAAUUUUGGGCAAGUUUUCUAUGUCCUAGUUUGGUGCUAUCAUUAAAGGCUUUAUUGUCACAGAUGCUGUAUGCAAAACAAUUCCAUUCAUGUCCCUGAGGAGCACUUAAACAUUAUUGGCUUGACCAUAAAAUUCCAUCAUUCCAUUAGGAAAUCAAUCUUUCCUAUGUUUCCAAAUGUAAAAUGCUCAGGUUUGUCAUUAACGUCCUACCAGUGACAAGAGAAACCUAUAAGGUUUACCCUUGCUCAUCCUUUGCUGACACAUUUGCUGUAUUUGUUAACUGUGACACUCUGGGCCAAUUGUUUGACUUCUCUGGGUACAAGGGAUGCCCCAAGAAGAAAGAAUAGCAAUCUCUCUCCCACAAUGGCUGUAAGAGUCAAAUGAAGUAGACACUGUGUGAGUGUCUAGCUGAGUAUUUCUCAUUCAUCCACUCAAGAAAUGCUGACUGCUUGGAUGUGGUACCCAGGCAUUAGGUACAAGAGAGAUGCAGUAAACAACAUAGAAGUCCCUUUGACAUUUCCCCUCAGGAACCACUAGGCCCAUCUAGGUUCCUUCCUCAUAGACACUCUCCCUCUACUCUAACCCUUGAAGUCUAAAGCGUUUGACUGCAGCCCCUGGGAAAGCCUUUGCCACACAAAUCUAAGUGGCUUCCUUUUACCCUGAGCACCUGCCAGUCUCCAGAGCAUCAGGCCACUUCCCUCUGCACCUAUAGAAUUCUUCUCUCCUAGGAAACUGUGUGUGGCUCUAGGUUUGGUAGUCCCCAAAGCCACAUCUCCAGAACUAGCCUUGGGAAGCUAUAGAUCUGUGGUUCCCAACCUUCCUAAAGCCAAGACCCUUUAAUACAUUUUCUCAUAAUGUGAUGACCCUAACCAUAAAAAUUAUUUUUUGCUAUUACAUGACUCUAUUGAUAUUUACAAUACUGUUAUGAAUCGUACUGCAAAUAUCUAUGUUUUCCAAUAAUCUUAGGAUACUCCUGUGAAAGGGUCAUUUGACCCCCCAAAGGGGUCACAAUCCAUGGGUUGAGAACAGCUGCUGUAGAUACUAUGAGAGAAUAGAUUCUCUAGUCCAGUCCUGAACAUACUGGACAUUAAGUCAAGAGAGACUUGCCAGGCUGGAGAGAUGGCUCAGUGGUUAAGAGCACAUAUGUUCCUGCAGAAGAACCUAUUCAGCUCCUUGUAGACAUUCUGGCCCUUUCACAGCUGCCUAUAACUCUACCUCCAGGGAAUCUGAUACCCUCUUCUGAAGUCUUUGGGCACAGUACACAUAAAUACACAGAGACACACAAGGAGCUUAAACCAUUUUUCAAAGACCUUUAUGAGGAAUGCUGGCAUUUGCUCCUUUCUGCAACCAUUUCUGUUUGGUUUACUCUUCUUACAUCAGCAGGUGUGUCACUCUGCUGCUCUGUCCAAGAUCUACAUACACUUCUUUUUCUGCUUCUCCAUCUCCCUAAAGCUCUUCUGCUGAUCUUGCUUAUCUCCUGCAUGGAAAUACCUCUCGCUAUGUGGAAACUGAACUAGGUGUGGGCUUAGUGUAUUGCUAGGCCACUCUUGGACCCAUACCUUGAAGUCUGUACUGGACAUUGGCCUUCCCCACCCAUAUGUUCUCAUGACUUUCUAGGCUCGUGCCUAUGGUUUCCUGAUGGGAAACAAGCUAUAUUCAUGCUGUUUGUAGACCAUUCUAAGGUGAUGGAAAAAGGAACAACUGGUUGCAGGAACAAAAAACCCUUAAACAAGAUAAAUCUCAUUGUUAGUAUGGCUUUAUCAUAGCUUUUAAUUUGAUAGGCUAAAAACACCUUUUUAAAUGCAAUUUUACUGAAUUUUGAAAAAAAUCUAUAUAUCCAGGCAGCUACUAAUCAAUAUAAAGAACAAUACAAAAAAAAAAAAAAAAAAAAAAAAACCACCCAAGUUUCCCUUGUAACUUUGCAACCAACCCCUGUCCUCACCAGUUCCUUUGAUACCCUGAGAGACACUGUCCUUGUAGGCUGGACUUUUUCAAAGUAUUAUACAUAACAUAUCAUAACCUAGCCUGAACAUUGUCUUUACGGUAAUUGUGUGUUUGAACAGCUGCUAUGACAGGCUGAGUUGCUUCUCAUUUUGAGAGUGUCUAGCAUUUGCAAUCUGAUUUAAACUGUAUUACUUUGUGGGUCCUAAUCCUUACAGCAGUGCAUGGCAGUGACUACAGAAUCCCCAUGAAGCCAGCACUGUGUCCUGUCCUUCCUUUAAGAAAGACAGAAGGGCAGGGUACUUGGUGAAAGGCUCACCAUAGCUAAAACUUUCCCCCACCUGCCCUCUACAUCACCCACUGCCCUUUUCAAACUCUGAUGUUUCCCCAAUAAUGCAGUAGAUACAGGAGACAUAGCCCCUGCUGCUGUACCAGAGGAAGGUAGGUAAUGUUAUAUUCAGAAUACAAUCAUUUUACACAACUCCAGUCCAUGUAUUAGGCGUCUCCUUGGGUACUUCAUUGUGGCUGCCGCUCCUCUGUCAGAUCGGCUACCAAUAAUCCAGGAAUCCACUCCAUGUUUUCUACCCUCCCUUCACCUGCUUUUCAGUAGCUCAGAGUUUGAUCUCACCAGUGGUGGGAGCAGCAGGCAGAAAUUCCAGCAUCUGGCGACAAAGGACUGUACUAGGGGCGGCUGAAGCAUUUCUGGCCAGUGGGAAAUCCACCUGCAUCCCAAGGCAAGGGCAGACCUGAGCAAGCUGAAAGGAAGAGGCAAGUAUGGCCAACUGAAACGGGAAAAAUCGACCAAGAAAUUCACAAAUACAACACCCCAGGCUUCACAGGCUGCCUGUCCAGAGUCCAGUUCAACCACAUCGCCCCUCUCAAGGCAGCCUUGAGACAGACAAACGCCUCAGCCCACGUGCACAUUCAGGGUGAGCUGGUGGAAUCUAACUGCGGGGCCUCCCCACUGACGCUUUCCCCCAUGUCUUCAGCCACUGACCCUUGGCACCUAGAUCACUUGGAUUCAGCCAGUGCUGAUUUCCCAUAUAACCCAGGACAAGGCCAAGCUAUAAGAAAUGGAGUCAACAGAAACUCAGCUAUCAUUGGAGGGGUCAUCGCUGUGGUGAUUUUCACCAUCCUCUGCACCCUGGUCUUCCUCAUCCGGUACAUGUUCCGUCACAAGGGCACCUACCACACCAAUGAGGCCAAGGGAGCUGAGUCAGCCGAGAGUGCAGAUGCUGCCAUCAUGAACAACGACCCCAACUUCACAGAGACCAUUGACGAGAGCAAAAAGGAGUGGCUCAUUUGAGGGGUGGCUUUUUAGCCAUGGGAUAGGGAGGGAGGAGUUAAGGGAGGAGGGGGAGGGACAGAGCACCCUGCGUCAUACCCCUGAGCACACGCUUACACUAUCAGCACAAGCUGGGGAAGGCAAGCAACCCAAUACUCUUAAGACUGAUGGCCACACAAAAUAUACUUUUUAAUAUUUCUUUAUAGCUGAGUUCCCGCCCCCUUCUGUAUCAAAACAAAAUAAUACAAAAAUGCUUUUAGAGUUUAAGCAACAGUUGAACUUUGUAGGUACUAUCUGUCUUAUUUUGUGUGUGUUUAGAGGUGUUCUAAAAACCCGUGGUAACAGGGCAAGUUUUCUACAUUUUUAAGAGCCCUUAGAUCGUGGAUAUUUUUUUCUCAAGAAAAACUGAUACAUAUCCAUGCAGCCUCCGACAUUCUCUUUCUUUUGCAUCUAGUCGACUUUUAAUGGGCUGUUGUAGCAACUAGUUUGUGUCCAAAUAAUAUUUCUUUUGGUGUCCCAUAAAAUGGAAAUGAGAAAAGGGGCAAAGAGCCUAUUUGCCCAGUCUUCUUCAAUGACACCUCAGUCUAGGCCAGUUUUCUGAAGGUUCCUGUCUGGCUUAGCCAGGGAAGGGAGAGUGAGUGGCCUGUCCUGCAGCAAUGGAACCAGCACACGUGGAUACAAGCACCCAAGAAUCCAGCUAAUAAAUGCAUAUUGGGCUUAUUGCUUUUGUUUUUUAUUGACUUCUACAUGCUGAUGUCCCAUGUAUGUAGUCUUAGACCUGUUUAAUAUCUGUAACUAUCAGCUAUAAUAUUGUGGUGACCAACUGCUAUAGGAUUUUGCCUCUGUUUUAACUACAACAUAUUGGAUUGUAUGUGUCUGUGCCUCCAUGGGGGAUUAGAGCCAGAGGGAAUGUCUUCUUUGCUCUGUUUCUUUUAUAUUUAUAACAAAAAUAUGGAUACUUUCUAGUGAAUGCAUAAGUUAGUGUGCUUUUCUUAUUUUGCUUUAAAUUUCAAGUUUUUACACUGCUGUGAUAAAAUCCUCACAGAUAGCAUCCUCUGGAUGGCACAGUACAAUAAAGCCAACUUGCAGCUGCUGUUACUCUGGAAUCAUGUGGGAGACACUGCCAUAUUUUAAACCAACUUUAUCACAGGAACUCUAUCAUGAUACAGAGACCUGUGACAGACACAUUAGAAUCCGAAGUCACCAUCAACCUGAUCAUCAGUUAUGGCUUCUCUUCUAGAGAACAUGAUUGUCUAGUGAAUAACACAUCUUAGGGUAAUCAGGAAUCUUGGGAAAUUUGCUCCAAAAAUUUUUCUUGAUUUUAUGUAACAAUAAUAGGCUUUGUGUAAGUAAAUGGGAGCAAUUCUUCCUAUUGGAGCACCCAAAAAGAAUUUAAUCACUUUAUUUUUUUAAUUACACAAAAGUUCUCUCUUGAAUGGUUGCCAUUUAUAAUUGUAAUAUGUCGGGCCUCUUAUACUUAAAAAACUCUUUUUAAAAAUUUUGUAGGCUCCAACAUUUUGAGGAAUUAAAUGUGAUGAUUCUUUCUCCUCUUUGAAGGACAGUGAGGUUAAAAUAGUAUGAUGCUAUUUUUCUCAUGGUCUGUCUUAAUAACCUGCGUAUUUCUACUUAGUUGGGAUUUUACCAGACACUUUCAAGGUUCUCCAAAUGCUUAACUUAUUGGAGGAUCUCAAUUUCUUGAAUAACGGAAAACCUUAUCCCAAGCUGCUCUUUGCACAAGUUUAUAACGGGCUCCAAAAGGAUGCAAGGGGAGGCAAGUGCCCCCCCCCCCACCCUUGAAUCAAGGAAACAGAAUAAAAGGGAAUCCUGAGACUCUUUUUAAUUGCAAGCAGACCUCAAACAGUCCCAUGAAUACCCUGGAUUGUCAAGCCUUGCUCAUUUUUUCAUAAAGCAGAUUAAAUGGAAAGGUAUGUAACAGAACAAACUGUGAAAACAAUUGUAGCAUUUACUUAUGAGAGCACAUUUGAGACCAAAGGUCAUCUUAUUUCAUCGAGAUACCUGACCAUAGUGCAUUCUUCUCCAUAAUUUCAAAUUGAAAAAGCAAAUGUUUACCAUGAUGGCUUGAAAUUGUUUCCAAUUUAAAAACAACUUAUUUUACAGGCAUUACUUUUGCACCUGACAAAUACUGUCAGAUAGAAAUGCAUGCCUUCUGUACUUCUCUUCCCCAAAAUGAUUAGCAAGAAAAACCAUCAAGGACAGCCCCAGUGUUAAAGUGUUCUCACCCUGUCCUUCUCCUCACUCUUUCCUUCCCUUAUUUCUGCCACAAAAGACAAAGACUGAGGGCCAGUCCAUCUCUCACAUAUUAGCAAGGCUAGGGUGCUGAAUGUCAUCAAUUAAGACACACAGGAGGUCCACUGACACAGCUUCUCCUAAGCAAUUACAGGAUGGCUGGCAAACAGGACACACAAAGGUGGGUACAGUAGUAACUACAUUAAUUGCUAAAUGAGUCCUAAAGUUUUAACCUCUUCUUGGAAUGACGCCGCCCUUAACCAAGCUAAUCACAUCUGUGUAUGACAGACAUGAGUGCUCUGUUAUGAAUGGGAAAUAAUUGCUCAUUUGAAGAAAAAGAAAGCAAUUCUCUGUUCCAGCUCUUCCCUUGACAGUUUUCCAUGACACUGCUUCAAUACUCAUGGUGUACCAGACUUGCCUGAUCCAAUUCUGUUCUUCUCCACUACCAUCUCAGCAUCUUAUAUCCAGUGUAUCAUCCACCAAGCACAGACUAACGGAAAGCCCUGUAAGCAAUAACAAUAUAUAAACCAAAAAAAAAAAAAAAAAAAAAACCCAA
Mus musculus (house mouse) is the source of this 7693-nucleotide messenger RNA. RefSeq names its product contactin associated protein-like 2 (gene Cntnap2). Bases 4585 to 4911 code for a protein of 108 amino acids. The record is from RefSeq and is a predicted model, not a curated record. Gene Ontology annotation, biological process: protein localization to juxtaparanode region of axon; neuromuscular process controlling posture; regulation of synaptic transmission, GABAergic. The transcript is spliced from 4 exons. Gene Ontology annotation, cellular component: axon; main axon; glutamatergic synapse. NCBI's taxonomy places the organism in Eukaryota, Metazoa, Chordata, Mammalia, Rodentia, Muridae. Gene Ontology annotation, molecular function: PDZ domain binding.